This is a messenger RNA of Malaclemys terrapin pileata, 8274 nucleotides long. RefSeq names its product N-acetylglucosamine-1-phosphate transferase subunits alpha and beta (gene GNPTAB). Gene Ontology annotation, molecular function: UDP-N-acetylglucosamine-lysosomal-enzyme N-acetylglucosaminephosphotransferase activity; calcium ion binding. The coding region runs from base 145 to 3939 and encodes 1264 amino acids. The record is from RefSeq and is a predicted model, not a curated record. The transcript has 21 exons. Gene Ontology annotation, cellular component: Golgi apparatus. NCBI's taxonomy places the organism in Eukaryota, Metazoa, Chordata, Testudines, Emydidae. Gene Ontology annotation, biological process: carbohydrate phosphorylation; N-glycan processing to lysosome.
CCGCGGGGAUGAGCCGGGCUGGAGGCGGAGGCAGCGGGCGGCGGCGGCGGCCAGCUGUUGGGACCCGGCCCCCUCCGCCCCGGCGCAUGGCAGCGCGGUGAGCGGGCGGCGCGGGCGGCGCAGGGUGAUGGUGGCCGGCGGGUCAUGCUGCUGAAGCUCCUGCAGAGACAGACCUACACCUGCCUGUCCCACAGGUAUGGGCCCUGCCUCUGCCUCGGGGGCCUGGUCCUCGUCCUCGUCUCCGCGCUGCAGUUCGGAGAGGUUGUCCUGGAGUGGAGUCGAGACCAGUAUCAUGUUUUGUUUGAUUCUUAUAGAGACAACAUUGCUGGCAAAUCAUUUCAGAAUCGACUUUGUUUGCCCAUGCCAAUUGAUGUGGUGUACACCUGGGUGAAUGGUACAGAUGUUGAGCUGAUCAAAGAAUUACAACAGGUUAGAGAACAGAUGGAGGAAGAACAGAAAAUAAUGAGGGAAAUGCUUGGGAAAAAUACAACAGAACCACCUAAGAAAAGUGAGAAGCACCUGGAGUGUUUACUGACACACUGCAUUAAAGUGCCAAUGCUUGUCCUAGACCCUGCUGUGCCUGCUAACAUCACUCUGAAGGACCUGCAAUCUGUUCAUCCUUCUUUACAAGCUGCUAACAAUAUAUUCUUUGUAGCAAAACCAAAAAAUCCAUCUACCAAUGUGACAGUAGUUGUUUUUGACAGUCCUAAGGAAGCUGAAGAUGCCCAUUCUGGAAUGUUAAAAGAAAGCAGCAAACAGACAGUAUGGAGAGGUUAUUUGACCACAGACAAAGAAGUACCCGGUUUAGUGUUAAUGCAAGAUUUGGCUUUCCUUAGUGGAUUUUCAGCUACAUUCAAAGAGACAAAUCAGCUAAGAGCAAAACUACCAGAGAACUUGGCCUCAAAAAUAAAACUGUUACAGCUUUAUUCCGAAGCCAGUGUUGCCCUCUUGCAACUGAAUAAUCCCAAGGGUUUCCAAGAACUGAGCAAGCAAGCUAAGAAGAACAUGACUAUAGAUGGAAAAGAAUUGACACUUAAUCCUGCUUAUUUACUGUGGGAUCUCAGUGCCAUCAGUCAGUCUAAACAGGAUGAAGAUAUUUCAGCCAGCCGUUUUGAAGAUAAUGAAGAGCUGAGAUAUUCCCUCCGAUCAAUAGAGAGGCAUGCCCCUUGGGUUAGACACAUUUUCAUCAUCACUAAUGGGCAGAUUCCAUCCUGGCUUAAUCUGGAUAACCCUCGGAUAACUAUAGUAACACAUCAGGACAUAUUUCAGAAUUUGAGUCACUUGCCUACCUUUAGUUCCCCAGCCAUUGAAAGUCACAUUCAUCGUAUUGCUGGCCUUUCCCAGAAGUUCAUUUACCUAAAUGAUGAUGUUAUGUUUGGGAAGGAUGUAUGGCCUGAUGAUUUUUACAGUCACUCUAAGGGUCAGAAGGUUUACUUGACUUGGCCCGUGCCAAACUGUGCUGAAGGAUGUCCUGGCUCAUGGAUUAAAGAUGGUUACUGCGAUAAGGCCUGUAAUAAUUCAGCAUGUGAUUGGGAUGGAGGGGAUUGCAUUGGGAACAGCGGAGGUAGUCGUUAUGUUGCUGGUGGUGGUGGAGGUGGAGGAGCAGGGAAUGGCCCACCCUGGCAAUUUGGUGCUGGAAUCAGUGGAGUCUCUUAUUGUAACCAAGGCUGUGCCAAUUCCUGGCUCGCAGAUAAAUUCUGUGACCAGGCAUGCAAUGUCCUCUCGUGUGGAUUUGAUGCUGGUGAUUGUGGGCAAGAUCACUUUGACGAGUUGUACAAGGUGACUCUCCAGCAGAAUCAAACCCAUUAUAUUAUUCCAAAAGGUGAAUACCUGCCCUAUUUCAGCUUUGCUGAAAUAGCCAAGAAGGGAAUUGAGGGUGCCUAUAGCGAUAAUCCAAUUAUACGUCAUGCUUCUGUUGCCAACAAGUGGAAGACUAUCCACCUGGUAAUGCAUAGUGGAAUGAAUGCAACUGUGAUCUAUUUUAAUCUUACAUUUCAAGAUAAAAAUGAUGAAGAGUUUAAAAUGCAGAUAGCUGUUGAGGUUGAUACCAGAGAGGAACUGAAAUUGAACACAACUUCCACCCAGAAAUCAGACACUUUCAUUAAAAUUACACCUUCAGUAUCAGAAGCUGAAAUGAUAUUUGAGGAUAUUCCUGAAGAAGAACGUUUUCCAAGAAUCAGGAAACGUCCAAAUAACACACAGGAGAGUUUUCUUGAAGAUGUGGUAAUGCCACCAGUAAAUGUGUCUUUCCUCCCUGAAGAUGUUCAGCUCGCUCUUUGGAACCUGGAUUUAAAGCUAGAAAAUGGUGAUAUCACUCAUAAAGGCUAUAAUCUAUCAAAGGCUGCUCUUCUGAGCUCUUUCCAAAUGUUAUCUACAAUGACAAAAACUAAGAAGAUGCCAGGCAUGGAAAGGAAAGAUAUCUAUGAUGAUGUAAAAGAACAAAAGAACCUUACCAGUUGGCACAAGCCUUAUAAAGAUUUAAUUGGUGGCAAAAUAGAAGCUGCAACAAAAAAACAUGAAGCAGUUCCUUCAAAGUCAGUAGCUAUAAAGAGUACUGUUGUGGCAAUGAAGGUGAACAGUCAGUUUCCUCUAAAAUCAAUUUCUGAAUCCAUGCCUGUAAUCCAGAACAUCGGAAAUAAAAAUGGAUCUCGAGAGAAAAUACUGAAUGCACUCAUACCAAAAGAAACCCAUAAGUCGAAAGAUAUUGGAAAUGUGGGGACUGAGGAAGAGAAAAAGGGGGAAAUGGAAAUAAAUAACCGGCAUGCCAACAUAGUUACAGCAGGCAGCAAAGUGUUGCCAGGAAGGAAACUGCAAUAUUACACUGGAAGUGAUCAAGGCUUUUUGCCAUGGGAAAAAAAUAAGUAUUUCCAAGAUCUUCUUGAUGAAGAAGAGGCAUUAAUUAAGCAGAUGUCCUACUUUACUGAUGGUAAACGAAUUGGCAGGCAGUUGAAAGAUACAUUUGCUGAUUCCCUCCGAUAUGUAAAUAAACUUCUAAACAGCAAAUUUGGAUUUACGUCUCGGAAAGUCCCUGCUCAUAUGCCUCACAUGAUUGACCGCAUUGUUAUGCAAGAACUACAAGAUAUGUUUCCUGAGGAAUUUGACAAGACCUCAUUUCACAAAGUGAGACACUCAGAAGAUAUGCAGUUUGCUUUUUCAUAUUUCUAUUACCUCAUGAGUGCAGUUCAGCCACUGAAUAUUUCCCAGGUUUUUGAUGAAGUUGAUACAGAUCAGUCAGGUAUUUUGUCUGACAGAGAGAUUCGCACAUUGGCUACAAGAAUACAUGAACUGCCCUUAAGUUUACAGGAUUUGACAAGUUUGGAGCAAAUGCUGAUAAAUUGCUCUAAAGCACUCCCUGCCAACAUCACUCAGAUUAAUGUCAUUCCUCCAACUCAGGAAGCUUAUUAUGAUCCCAAUCUGCCUCCAGUGACUAAAAAUCUAGUAACUAAUUGUAAACCUGUGACUGACAGAAUUCGUAAGGCAUACAAAGACAAAAACAAAUAUAGGUUUGAAAUCAUGGGAGAAGAAGAAAUUGCUUUCAAAAUGAUCCGCACCAACGUUUCUCAUGUAGUUGGCCAGCUAGAUGAUAUAAGAAAAAAUCCCAGAAAAUUUGUUUGCCUAAAUGACAACAUUGAUCACAAUCAUAAGGAUGCUCAGACAGUGAAAGCAGUGCUUAGGGAUUUUUAUGAAUCAAUGUUUCCCAUACCAUCUCAGUUUGAACUGCCAAGAGAAUAUCGGAACCGCUUCCUUCAUAUGCAUGAGCUUCAGGAAUGGAGAGCAUACAGAGACAAGCUCAAAUUUUGGACCCAUUGUGUUUUAGUGACAUUGAUUGUGUUUACGGUCAUCUCAUUUUUUGCUGAACAGCUAAUUGCACUUAAACGAAAACUUUUUCCGAGGAGGAGGAUCCAAAAGGAAGUCGGUCAUGAACGAAUCAAGGUUUAGAAGAUCUUUGCUUGGAAAUCAGUCUACCUCAAGAUGUAAUAAGCAUUUAAAAUUGUUAUUGGAGAAGUGUCUUUAUGAUGUAACAUUUAGCUAGUUUGACAUGAAGAAAAAAAGUCAAAUAUCUAUAAAUUAUAGCCUUCAUGGCGCUGUGUGUAACACGCAAGCUCCUGAUGUUAUGAGAUGGGGAGGGCGGCGGAAGUUAGGAGUGUGCAUUGGCAGUUCUCAACUGGUUUUACUUUACAAGAAUUAGCUCACGGAUAUGUUAUCCUUUUUAUAAAAAGGGUUACUGAAACCUAGCUGCAUUUAAAGCAGUGGACAUUGCCAGCUAAGUAUAAUGUUGGAAAGUUAAACUGUUCAGGAUUAACUAGAAAGAUGUCCCUGACCUUGCAUUCCAAAGCAUUUUGCAGAUUGCUGAAUUAAUCAAUACAUUUAUGUUGAUGCUGCUUUUCCAUUUUUAGAAGUAAAACAGAGGAUAAUUGCUUAAUUUCCCAAUUAGAUAUAGUCUACAUUUAAUGACAUUUACAUUGUUUAAAUACACCAACAAUGCAACCUCAAAUUGGUGGUAUCUAAUGAGGAAUUUGGAUGAUAUAUAUCCUAAUGAUAUAAUCAAGAAUCAAACUACCGGUACUAUUAUUUUAAAGAUUUUAUUUCUCACCUAAUUCAUUAAAUUGCCAGGAAUACUGUGGUAUUGUUUGUAGGCCUAAUUACAAAGAGAGAGCGCUACAGUCAAGUAAAAGUAAUUAGGAUGUUGUUAUUUUACAAGCAUUGUAAAUAUACAAGCAAAAGUGCCUCACCAUAUGAAUGAGUAAUAUAUUGUUUUAAUGUUGCAUUGUAUUAGAGCGAUGUUUCAUUUCUGAAUUUGGUAAUUAUAUUCUCAUAUGAAGCAUUAAUGUUUUAAAAUUUGGACAGGCACAGGCAAUCCUGUCAUACUUUGUUAAGACAGGUGUCAGGGUAGCAAGAUUUUUAAGGGGGAGACAAUACUGAGACUCUUUUCAAGCAGACAUUUUUGACAGAGUACUUGCAAUCAUAGUUAUUAACAGUAAUCUUCUAAAAUCACUUCACUAAUUAUUUUGUAAUUGGAAUAUGAGGUAUACAAUUCAUUGUGUGCUGUAAGAUAUUCAGUUUGUUUUAAAAGAAACUAAAGUCUUGUGAUAAACAAUGAAGUUAUUUUGGUUUAUUCUGUUUUUGCUCCAGAGGAAAAGAAAAUACAUCCAAUUUAGUAAAUUACUCUCACCUAUUAUUUCUGUAGACUUUGCUUGUCAUUAGAAAUAGUCAAAGGUAACUCUAAUUUGUUUUCACAUUAUCCAGUGCAUACACAGAUUGUUAAACCAAAUAGAAUCUAAUUUUUAAACAUUUUAAAAUAUAAGCAUUUGUAUUUUUUUUUAGUAUUUCAUACUAGAAGACCCCAGAUAUAUUUAAUAUGCUGUGACACAUUAAAGUAAACAUAUAGCAUAUAAAAUAAGCAGUUUAUAUCUGCCGUAUUUUCAGUUGUCGAAGUCUUCUAUUUUGGCAGAAAUGUCAAGGAUGGUAGAAUACUUCAACAAAUGAAAUUACAGGAAAGCCAGGAUGAAAUAAAGUUAGAUUUUUAAAACUUUUUAUUUCAAAAAGACACUCACUCUCAAGUAGAUUAAGUCCAAAAUUUGAUCUACUUUAAAAUUGUUUUAGUAUUCUGCAUUGUAUUUUUUUUAAAGUACUUGAGUACAAGAAAUUAUUAAAGAAAAAUAACUACAGGGCCAGUUUUUCAAAACUUUUGGCUAAGUUACAUGUGCAAAUCAUGAAUUUCCAUAUACAGAAUGCCUGUUCAUUUGUGCAGUUUAAGCAAACAGUUUUGAAAACUAGGUUCAUAUUAUUUUGUUUUAUUGCACCAAUAGCCAGCUAGCCAGCAGACAGAGCAUAAAUUAACUGACAACAUUUAUUUCUAGAUCUGUGUCAAUGUCUGUGAUAGUGAUAUCAAAAAGAAGGAAAGCAAGCAGAGCUGAAAAAAAUUGGGUGUAGGAGGAAAAUAUUACCCCAAUACUUGGUAAAUUGGAAAGGACAAAACUAGUGAAGUAAAAUAUUUCCAGUCUUCUAUGAGGUUAAAGAGCAGAGAGUAGAAAUCAAAUGAUUAAUAAAAAGUUCUUGACAAUAUAUUUUAUCUUUUAGCUCACUUUUUAGAAUUUUUUAUGUAAUUGUAAUGUAGUUAGAUAAAAUAAUUGGGAGAGAUGAAAACUUUAUUAAGACCAUAUUCUGACGAAGAAGCAUAUAGAUUCACUACAUGAUUUGAUAGAAAUAAAAUCUUAAAUUACUUUCUCUUUCUGGAAUUUUCUGUGCAAUAUGGUUGUUACGAGCAAUAUGAUUGUUCUGUGCCAUAUGAUGAUCACUACUUCAUAAAUCAGGAUAUCAGAAAUAUGCUACCACUAUAAUGUCUGCCAGCAGCUGACAGCUUACUCAUAUCAUUUUUGCCACAAAAGUCAUAUCUUGUCAUCUUAUUUUAAAAAUAUUUACUUUUGAAGUGACCUGUUUCAAAUACAAUAGCUCUUAAAAUCAAAGGGAAAUGUUAUGCUGAAAUUAGCAUGUGAAUCAAUAUUAAAGUCUAGAGAGAAAGGACUUUCAAAACCUUGCUACAUUUAAAGCUUUGGAUCCUCUUAAUUGCAUCACUUUCUUCUGUAGUAAAAUUAGUGAAUAUCACCUGUUGAAGAUCACUUUUCCUGUAACUAAAAAGAUUGUCUCUAGCAUUUGAUCCAUAAAUAGUAAAAUGCAUGUCAUAAUCAUCUAGCUCAGGGUUUUUUGGCUAUUGUCCAUAACUUUAUCAGCAAGGAGUCACUUGAGGCAACAAAUCUUCAGAUAUGAGACGUCAAACAAUUUUACCAUGAACAUUAACGUAACAUUUGCUAGCAUAAAGCUAAAAAUUGACUGCACAAUAGGCUAUUAAGGCCUCCGUCCAGCAAGGAGCUCUGUGUGAGUGAACCCUUGCAUCCGCACAAAUGUCCUUACAGAACUAGGAUAGAUACCAUUUCAAUAUAUUCAGAUAGGCUGUCUUUGUGAGUGCCUUUGGAAUAGAGCAGGUAAAUUAUUAGUAAAAUUGAAAAAUUAUCUAUAAAUAAAUCACAUUUUAAAAACUUUGUUUACAUUUAAAAUGUUUUGAUAGUAUCAGCUUUUUUCCUUAUUCACCAUUAGCAAAGUAUUAAUAAAUUUAACAUUUUAUUACCUAGUGUCUCAAGGGGCCUUUUUUUAGGGCCUGUUUCAAAGCCCAAUAAGUUACUGGACGUCUUUGAAUUGUCUUGAGAGAGCUUUAGAUCAGGCUCUAAGGCCCUGAUUCAGCAAGAUAUUUGAGCACAGGAAUAAUCACAUUGAAGUCAAAGGGACUGCUCAUAUGGUAGGCAGGUGUUUAACUACCUUCCUAAAUUGGGUCCUGUGUGUUUCCAUUAGAAACCACAUUUACGGAAGAGAGAUGUUAAAUAAAGUAUUAAAUAAGGAAGAAAUAUUAAAUAGGUUCAGGUAGAUUUUCAAAUACCUUUUGUAAAAUCAUUGUUAAAUUGAUUAUGCUAGUUUUGAAUCAGUUUGAAAACUAUAGAAAUAUCACUUUAUAGAUACUUUUCUUUCCUAAAUGUUAAUCCAAAAAUGGAUUUUUUUGCAAAGAAUGCCACUGACUAGAAACAAGAUAAUACAGCUCAUUUUCUUCUUUCUUUCAUGAGUCUUUAGAUAUUUAACAUAGUCACUGUUUUAGAACUGUUAACUUGAAGAUUCUGUCAGGCUUUCUAAAAUAUAAUGUCUUUACCCUAAAAGGAACUAAAUUUGUGCAAGAGCACUCUCUUAUUUGAUGUCACCAGUAAAAAGACACUGGAACCAGGAAAAUUCUCAUUAUUUAGUAAAUUGUAGAGCUUGUUAGAGGAUGUGAACCUGUCUUGAAGAAUGUAUGGAUUGCUGAAAGGGCUGAAUCUUCAGGCUUUUAUAUACUGUGAACUUGAUGGGCAUAGCUAUAGCACAGAAUACUCUGCAGUAGCUAUUCCAGAAUAACUCCCGGUGUAGACAAGGUCUUAAUCUUCCAAAGAAUAUGCAUCUGUAAAAGAAAAAAAAUGUGAGCAGCGUUUUUGGACUUAGAGAAACUCAUGCCAUGCAGCGACCUCCACAAAUGUGUUUUUGACAGUUCCCUUUGUAAAAAUCGCAUCAUCCUUCUUCCUGUUAGUUUUACUGUGAUUUCCAAGUUUUCAGUGGUCUGAAUAACUAAAAUCCCAUUUUUGCACAUGGUUGAUCUUCAACUACUUACAUGCUUAUUUUUAUUCAUUUCUAAUUCAAGCUAUUACAAAAUCAAUUAUGCAUGGGUGCAUUGUACAAUAAAACAUUUCUGGGUGUUGA